Plectropomus leopardus (leopard coralgrouper) is the source of this 3041-nucleotide messenger RNA. It is a transcript of the gene bag5, whose product is annotated as BAG cochaperone 5. The record is from RefSeq and is a predicted model, not a curated record. Gene Ontology annotation, molecular function: adenyl-nucleotide exchange factor activity; protein-folding chaperone binding. Gene Ontology annotation, biological process: regulation of inclusion body assembly; negative regulation of protein ubiquitination; protein stabilization. Gene Ontology annotation, cellular component: cytoplasm; membrane; nucleus. NCBI's taxonomy places the organism in Eukaryota, Metazoa, Chordata, Actinopteri, Perciformes, Serranidae.
GAUAGUUCGUCCGCCUGAGCCGAAAAGUAACUACUAGAAGGUAGCUAGGUGGGCUAAUGUUUAGCUUUAAUCAGGGGAGGUGACCAGUUUUCCGCUCAGAUGGCUGUACGCUGGCUAUGCAGGUAAGAGCGAAAGUGUUAAAGUGACAAAGUGGUGCUUUUAUAUCACUAUUUUUUUUUAAAAAGCCGGAGUUAUUUGGUGAAGGUGGGGCUCGGUCAGGUGAUCAUCGGUGGCUAGCUUAACGCACCGUCACGGACAAUGACAUUCACGGAGCGGCGUACGUGGAAAACAGGGCUCGGUUACUGCGUUUAUCGGAUCCAAAACGGCUGUUUGAACAAUAAUCCAGAUUUAUUGAGGUGUAUAUUUUGAGUUUUAACGCGGGGGUCGGCGGAGGAAGCCCCUGUGGUGGUGUGUGUGGGAGGGGCGACACCAGCCGACCGCAGUCAGUCAGUCAGUCGUUGGUGCUGAAGCUGACCGGAGCAUCACCGACAUCUCUCUCAUUUUGGGGGGUAAACUGUCCAUCUGGAUGCCACUUUGCUUUACGAUCCGUCCUGCGUGCUGCUGAUGGAAACAGACAUCCGUAAAAAUGUGCGCGAAUGUGUUCGGAGUUUUGAAAAGCCUGUUUGGGAAGCCCUUUGAUGGAGGGAAGAGGAUGGACCAUGGCGGACCGCAGCAGCAGCAACAUCCGAUGGAGCAGCAGCAGCCGUCAUAUCACCCGCAGCACCCCGCCAUGAUGCGGCUGUACGAGGUCCAGAAGGAGGUGGCGUCUCUGGGGCCUCAGGUGUGCACCUUCAGCGGCUUGCAGAACGACCGAGAAUACAAGCGUCUAGAGCGCGAGCUGACGCGGCUGCUGCUGGAGGUGGACCAGGUGGACACGGAGGGCAAACCGGAGCUGCAGGGGGCGCGAAAGAGAGCGGCACAAGAGGUGGAGGGCCUCCUGCGCUACCUGGAGGAGAACGCCACUCAUCCAUCCCGCAUAGCCAUCGAGGAGCUGAGCAUUGAGGCACGGCGGCUGGUGGAUGAACGCGUGGUGGCGCCUCAACGGUCCGGCGGGGUGGCGGAGAUAAACGACGAGCUGGUGGACGCCCUGCAGGAGCUUGUACUGAGGCUCACCCAAGUCAAGACCGAGGGGAGGGUGCCGCUCCGCAAGGCGCGCUACCGGGCACUGACACGCCUGUGCGCCGUGCAGGAUGUGAUCGAGGGUCGCACGCAGCAGCAGACCCUCUCCCUGCCGCUGUCAGGGGACACCCACGAGGCCGUGCACCGCAUCAACCAGGUGAUGGUGAAGGUGAGCGUGGCGCGCAGUCAGCUUGUGGCGCUGCUGAUGGGUCUGAGCGGGAGGGACAGCUGCGCCCACCUGUCACGGAUCCUGACGGAGAUGCAGGUGGAGCUGGACGCUCUGGAUGUUUCCGGGAACGCCGCGAUCAGAAACUACAGGAAACAGGUCGUGGAGGAGAUAAACGGGCUGCUGAAACAUCUGGACCUGGAGGGGGAGGGAGACGACACACGCAGGUACGACUUGGCGCAAAACAACUCCAUCCGUGAAAUCGAAGCGGUUCGAGCUCACGUCUCCCACCUGCGAGAGGGUGUCCUGCGCCACUGCGUGAUGGGCGAUCUGAGCUUCAGACCCAAAGCUGAGCUGCAGAGCCUCCUCACCCACCUGGACCAGGUGGACACGGCCAAGAACCCGUGCAUCAGAGAAGCUCGCCGCCGCGCCGUGGUGGAGGUCCAAGCCAUCAUCACCUUCCUGGACCUCCGUGAGGCCCUGGCCCGCCGCCAACCGGGCCCCAACGAGCACCCAUCACACCGGGCUGUGUGGCUGGUCCUGGGGAGCCUCUCGGACCUCCAGGCCCAGGUGUUAGGCUUCGACGGCAAGCGGGUCGACAAGAGCUACAUGAUGCUGGAGGAGCUGCUCACCAAACAGCUGCUGGCGCUGGACGCCGUGGACCCGCAGGGCGACGAGACCACCAAGAUGGCGCGGAAGCAGGCGGUGAAGUUCGCCCAAAACAUUCUCAACUAUCUGGACAUGAAGACAGACCAGUGGGAAUACUGAUCUGAAAAAGACAUCACAGCUUGUUGCCGGGCGGGGACACCGGAUGGGACGUCGCUGCAGGAACGAACGGAGCUGAUAAUGUGUGUAAAUAAAAACCUAGUACGUUAUCAUUCCACGGGCUGUAAAUAGACUCAAAUCCCCAGAAUGCACUGCAGCAGCGCUUUUUCUCUCGUCUCUUUGUGGUAGUUGUGGCCGAUCCUGCUCAGAAGAACACAGAACUCCUUUUGUGAAACACACUUUGAAUUUUUUUUCUUGCUUUUUGAACUUUUUUUUAAAUCUUCUGUGUGUGUGUGUGUGCGCGCGCGUGUGUGUCUGUCUGUUGUCGUAUUUUGUGUGUGGUUGCCGAGGCCGCUGCCAAAGCACUAAAUAAUGCCUGUUCUUGUGGUCGUAUCCUCCGGACUGCACUUAAUAUCGAUGAUGUGUGAUGGAUUGCUUCGCAGUGGUUUCCCCGUCUGGCCUGAUUAAUCUUAGUUGCUAAUGGAGACGGCCGAUGCAUGUGUUAAAUACAGUGACCUCGUUUAGAAAGAGUCGUCAACGGCUGCCAGCUCGAUCCAGAUCGUGGUACCUGUUGGUUUUGUGCCGACUUUGGGCAUUAAAAAUGACAUUUUUUGAGCAUUUUUAUUUUAUUUUUGCUGUAGUUUUGCAUUAAUAUUGGAUUUUAUUUGGCAGAGCAGAUGGCAUAAACAAAUGUUAAAUUGGAAUUUAAAUCUUCAGUAAAAUUGAGAUAGAUUUUUUUUAACAGCAAUGGUGAAACAGAAGCAGAGGCAGGCAAACUGUGUUUGAUCUUUUGAAACCUGGAAAGACAUCAGUUUGCAUGUGCUGUGCCUUUCACAUUCAACAGUUUUGAGACCUGAGAAAACUGGUAUGUUUUAUUCUGAAAUCAUUGCUAAAAGGGCAAGCAAUUUUGCAAGACGACCCAAAAGUUGCAAAAAUUAGAAAAAAAAUGGCCUGAAAAUUAUUUUUCAAUAAGUGGGAGAGAUAAAUUAUU